Messenger RNA from Saccostrea cuccullata (small rock oyster), 1728 nucleotides. RefSeq lists its product as uncharacterized. Lineage: Eukaryota; Metazoa; Mollusca; Bivalvia; Ostreida; Ostreidae. The record is from RefSeq and is a predicted model, not a curated record. The coding region runs from base 50 to 979 and encodes 309 amino acids. The transcript has 2 exons.
UAGAAAGACUUCCGGUCUUAUUAGUGUGUUUUCUCAUUAGGCCUGGUCUAUGGUUUUCUUCACAGAUUUUGGAGACAUGAUGCGGAAAAUUUUCAUGCUACUUGCUUUGGCAUUUCUACUCCCUAAUGUCAAUGCAAAAUGCACACCUGGGGAUGGAUAUUUCCUUAAAACAACCAGAGUUAUUCCUAGAAACUAUAAGGAAUAUUUAAAGUUUACUAAAGAUAUAAAGUGUGUGCCGGAUGAUCUGCAAGUCCACUAUGCUGUAGACAGCUGGGGAAAGGAAACUUUGAUGGGUUGCUUUUGUAGCAGACCAAUAUUUGGAAACUGUCUUGAAAUGAACAAAGGAAAAAAGUGGAUAAUCCAACCAUUGCAGUAUACCAAUUGUACAGUGUUUGAUUUAUCACCAUGCAAUGGAACCUACAUUUCAGUUUUUAGUUACCUCUGGUUUCAGUGUUUUGAUUUUUAUGGUGGAAAUUUGUCACUGGUAUAUGUGACAAAUGAGAAUGACUUUCUAAGGAGAGAAAUCGAAGAACUAAAGAAUGAUAUUGCCAUCCACCAGACAAAUAACAAAGUUUAUGACACAGACAGUGUUAAUUAUUGGGCUAUUUUCUGUAUAAUGUUUUUGGUUUCUUUUAUUUUAAGUGUGAUUGUAAAUAUUUAUCAGUACAAAACUAAUAGAUGUAAGUCAAAAGAUAAACUUGUGUCAUUUAGAAAAGAAAGAGUUCAAUCAGAAGAUGUAAUAGAAACUGAAGAGUUGAACCCAUCAAAUGCAAAUAUUGUUAUUUUAAAUCCAAGUAACACACAACCAGAGGAUAGUGCUUAUAAUGAUAUGAAUGAAAAGAAUAAUAUUUAUCAUACUCUGAAUUCCAAAGAGUCUAAAAUAUUUAGUGUUGAUGUACAUGAAAAUGGUACAUGUAUUGAUGCAGCUUUAGUUGAUGACAGUGUUAAAGAUAUUGAAUUGUAUCAAGAGUAUCAAUAAAUUAAAAAUUAUAUUCAACAAUUUUGCCCCUAUGCAUUUUGCUUUGUUAAGUGACACACAUUUGUAACUUUUGUUAUCCUUAUAACUUUGUUAACACUUUAUUUUCAACUUUAUAAGCACUUUUGUUUUUGCUUUAUUAUUUUAAUGCCUUAUAUAUGUAUUGUGGUCACAGUUUAUUCCGACAUGUACUCAAAUGAUUUUGAUAUUUGUCAUUAUUUGUUGCUCUUAUUUACCAUCAAAGUUGCAUAGCCAAACCAAUGCUAUUCUGUAUCUUUGAUUUUAGAAACAUUGCAUUUGUACAAAAUAUAUAUCUACAGAAUACAUUGAUUUGUAAACUUUUGCAAAUAUUGUAUACUUUAAAAACUUAAUGUAUAACUGUGACAAUUUAAAUGUGUAAUUAUAUACAUGUAGGGAGAAGGUGUAAGUUUUCAGAAACUGUGAUCAAUCCCUUUGUAAUUAAUAUAAAUUACAAUAAAAUAUGUUGAAAUCAAAUCAACUUUUUGUUGAAAUUCAUGACCCCUUGGUACAAUCUCAAAUGUGGGGAUUACAGUUGUAUGUGGUCAUAUUGUAGAAGUUGAAAACAUUGUGAUGUUUUAAUUUCACUAAUUUUGAAAAUGAAGAAUUUUCCAUGAAAAAUUAAGCAAUUGUGAAUAUUGAUGAUACAUUAAUGUAGUAUUCAAUUAUGCUCUGCCGAGUGUAUAUUUAAUAGUAAUGCAACGUGAAAAUUUGUUUUAGUGUAUGAAGUUUGA